GGGGACACACUGUGUCAGUCCAACAACCUACUUGUGCUCUUGGAAAAGUAGAUUAACCUUCUGUGACCUUGAGCCCUCUAGCAAUUUUGGAUUAAAACUCUGAUGAAGCUCUGGGGUUCCCGUAUCUUCUCUCUCUCUCUCUCUCUCUCUCUCUCUCUCUCUCUCUCUCUCUUUGUGUGUUUCUCUCUCCUGCAGGUGAAGAAGCAACUGAGGUCUGACGCUGCUGCUUCUCUGGAUCUGAUCUGCAACCAGGCGUUAAGGAAGCAGGAUGCCUGAGCUUAUCUCUGUCCAGGACUUUAUCUCCCAGACCCAAGAGGAUCUCAGCUCUCCGACCACCUCCUCCUUUUCCAGCCACAUGGGCAAAUGCAGGAACACCGUUUGCAGCCUAGAGGAGGCUUUAGAUUCUGAUCGAAUCGUUCUGCAAAAAAUGAGGAAAGCAGUGAAAGCAGAGCACACAACUGGACAAGAUCUCAUUAACCACUUAGAAGCUCACAUUAUUACCCAGGAGAGGUUUUCAGGGAACUAUCACAACAACAGUGAUGAGAAGCUAGCUGAAGCCUUCAUCACCUUUGCUUCAUUCUCACGGGAGCUGCUAGAUGCUGUCAAGAGCCUGUUGCUGAGCCUGUAUCACAACAUUCAUUUUUCCCUGGACUCACUGAUCAAGGGAGACUUUAAAGGGGACUUUAAAAAGCCUUUUGAGAAAGCAUAUAAAGACUAUGAGAGCAAACUUGCAAAGAUAGAGAAGGAAAAACGAGAGCUGGCAAAACAGUAUGGGAUGGUGCGGACAGAGGUUGCAGGAGGGGAGAUUGCUGAGGAGAUGGAAAAGGAACGAAGGAUGUUCCAGUUACACAUGUGUGAGUACCUAAUUAAAGUGAAUGAGAUUAACACCAAGAAAGGAGUUGACUUGCUGCAGAACAACAUCAAUCACUGCAACUCCCAGUUCAAUUUUUUCCAGGCAUGUUUAAAGGCAACAGAGAAGCACAAACAGUUUAUAGAGAAUCUUACUCCUGAGCUUCAAAGUAUGAAGGCCAAGCAGGACGAGGAGAAGAAGCAGUUGUGCUCUCUUCGCGAUCAGCUGAAAGCAGCACUGCAGCUGGAGCCCAAAGAGGUAAAACUGAAUUCUGUUAGCAAGCCAUUGAGAUACAGCAUGCACCAGUUACAGGGAAAUAAGCAGUAUGGCACAGAGAGAUCUGGGAGUCUCUUUAAGAAAAGUGAUGGCUUAAGAAAGGUCUGGCAGAAGAGAAAAUGCACAGUCAGGUAUGGCUACCUGACCAUCUCACACAGCACGCUAAAUCGCAUUCCAGUCAAGCUGAAUUUGCUCACUUGCCAAGUGAAGCCAAACGUGGAUGACAGGAAGUGCUUUGAUCUUAUUUCACAUAACCGAACAUACCACUUUCUAGCAGAGGAUGAACAGGAAUGUACCAUAUGGGUCUCUGUCCUCAGCAAUAGUAAAGAAGAGGCUCUCAACGUGGCAUUCAAACAAGCACAAGGCAGGGAAGAGUGCAGCAUGGACGACCUGACCGGAGCUAUCAUCAAGGAGAUAAAGCGCGUGCCAGGAAACAGCAUGUGCUGUGACUGCUCAGCAUCAGACCCAGCUUGGCUCUCCAUUAAUUUGGGAAUCCUGAUUUGCAUUGAAUGCUCUGGCAUUCACCGAGAGAUGGGUGUCCAUCAUUCCCGUAUUCAGUCAGUAGCCUUGGACAAACUGGCAACCUCAGAGCUUCUGUUGGCAAAGAAUAUUGGAAACACACAGUUUAAUGACAUUGUUGAAGCCAAUCUUCCCAGCGCAUCUCUAAAGCCUUCUACUGAUAGUGCAAUGGCUCUCCGGAAGGAUUUUAUCAUCUCCAAGUAUGUUGAUAGGAAGUAUGUUGCUCGGAGGACCACAGAGAGCCCAGCUGCCAGGCUCAAGGACCUGCAGGAUGCUGUCAAAGACAAGGAUAUAUUUAUCUUGCUUCAGGCAUAUGCUGAAAAGGUGGAUUUAAAUCAGGCCCUUCUGGAGUACAGGCAGGAGCCAGGCGAGACACUUCUCCAUCUGGCGGUUCUAGUAUGUGACCGAACAUCUUUGCAUAUUGUAGAUUUUCUGGUGCAGAAUAGUGGGAGCCUGGUGAAGCAGACCUCCAAAGGCAACACCCCACUUCAUUACUGCAGCCUUCACAAUAAACCUGAAUGCAUAAAACUCCUUCUACGGGCCAGAGCCAACAUCACAAUCACGAAUGAAGCUGGAGAGACAGCCCUCGAUAUUGCUAGGCAAAUGAAUCACGAUGUGUGUGAAAAUCUGCUAUUGCAGGCUCAAAAUGAUCAGUUCAACAUGCGAGCUCAUGUGGAAUAUGAGUGGCGGCUGGGCCAAGAAGACAUGUUUGAAAGCGAUGAUGAUCUGGAUGAGAAGCUUAGUCCAGCGAAAAAAGAUCGCUUUCAUCGUCCUCAGAGCUGCUACAAUCUGCCUGGAACAGCCUCUCAGUCAUGGAAAAAUCCAGCUGACUUCUCCAAGGGAGCCAGUCCACUAUCCCCAGAGAAGCUCCGUGAGCUAUAUGCUGUGCCACAUGUUUCUGCCUCUAGACCCACUGUGGCAACAUCGCCCCCUGCCUGUACAGGCCCACCGCUGCCACCGCGCAAUGCACCUAAAGCCCCCAGCUUCCCUCCUCCACUGCCCCCAUCCAGCUGGUCAGUCCUCCCUGCAGACACAGCACCUAGAAAGAUCCUGCCUCCACCUCUGACAAUUCGACAUAAGCGAACCUCCUCAGAGCCCUCUCCCAGCACACCACUCAAUCCUACCAGCCCAACUGCAGACCCUAGAUCUUUCUCGCUUCCAAGACGUUAUUCUCCAGAAGGAGCCUCAUCUAGGAGGUUGAGUUCUGAUUCUUCUGAACUCCCUGAAGUGGUGGUGGAUUCCUGGCGACAAGCUGCCUUAAAGGAAGAGGGGACAAUUUGUGAGCAAAAUCAACAUGCAAGAAAAAGCCAGUGGACUUCCUCCCCCUCACUGGAAUCACCCUUUGAAUCAUCAGAUGAUGUCCCACCACCACUGCCAAAAAGGGGGGGUUUGAAACACUCCAGUGUGUGUCGGGUCAGAGCUCUUUAUGACUGCCAGGCUGACCAUGAAGAUGAGCUAACCUUCCAGACCGGAGAGAUAAUUGUAGUAGAAGGACAGGAGGACUCCAAUUGUGUGGCAGGAUUGAAGGGCAGCCUUCCAGGAAAGGUUUAUUCCCAGCAUCGUUUGUUUACAUUCUGCAUGAAUAGAAGGAUGGGUUGAUGAAAGAACACUGUAUUAUUUACUGAAAAUUUAAUCCUCUGCUUUAAGAGUGGCCUCUGAAGGCAGCAUGCCAAGACUUCAGUAGCGUUCCUCUCACAUUUACUAACUUGGUCACCAAUCUGUAGGACGACAUGCUGCACCAGGAAUCAGGCUCACUGAUGCAGAAAUGUCAUCAUAGACUAAAGUGCAAUCCACUUCUCAUUCAAGCCACUGGUAAAAUGUCCAUUGAUUUAAAUAGAAUUGUAGCUACGCUGUAUUAUCUGACAAACUCACUGGCCUCUUUCAUACACACUCAGAGUGGCACAGGAGCCCUUUUUUUGGUGGUUCAAUCCGUCAUUGCUAUGGUUUAUUGUAUGAAUGCCAGACAUCCAAGAGUGAAGCCAACUCCAUGCAUCUUUUCCAACUGAAUCAUUCUUAAACCUCACAGCUAGGUAAUAAUUGGGUGGGAAAGAUCCUCUAGGUUACCUCUCUGAGUGGUUGCUUCAUUCAUGCACACUCGGGCAGCGGUUGUUCCACAGGAAAGCAGCUUCCACACUGUGUAUCUGUGAAUGAGAUCAAUAUGUUCCAGGUAUUCUGUUAGGAAAGCUCCACCUCUUCACUGUUACUCCCUUCCACUGCACGGAAAAAUAGGCAUUUUCAACAAUGUGGUGCUCCCUUUGUGAGUUAGAAUCAUAUAACCUGAAGGACUAAAAGGCUAUGAAGCUCAACCCAAAUGUUAACCAGCGGAAGAUACUUGCUGAGCCUAUAGUUCCUGAUGGCAGAAACAAGUGGGACAAAAUCAUAAUAGCCCCCUUUCAUUGCCCUCCACAAGCUAUGGGAAACAUUCUUUUUGAAUUCCAACAUAGCAAUCAACCAGUCCAUGAAGCAAAAUCCAUCAGCUAAGUCUCCAAUCCCAUGUGCACCCCAUGCAGCAACCUUUUUCUAGUGAUUCAAGGAGCCCCACCUUCCUUAAAAUAAAAUGAAAACCCUCACAUAAAAUAUAUUUCAGUUUUUGCAAAUGUAUCCCACCCUGUGAAUAAAUUCAGAUUUUGCUGCUUAUAUAACACAAGGAUGGUAAAUCUUUGGCCCUUCAGAUGUUGUUGGAUUUCAACUCCCGGCAUCCUUGCCCUUGCUGGCUAUGGCUGAUGGGAGUUGGAGUUCAGCAACCUCUGGAGAGCCAUUGGUUCCUGUUCCUUAGAAGGCUUUCCAAGCCAUCUCUAAUCCCACUCCAAUCUUAACGGGACAGUUUUACCAUUCAUACCAGUGAUUUCAGAAAUAAUAGUUCUAACUGAUCUAAUUACAGGGUGAGUCCUUUAAAAGAGGCCCCAUGGAUACAGAGUACACAUGUUCCAUGGGGCCUCUUUUAAAAGACUCACCCUGUAUAUCCUUAUUGAACAGCACAAGCAUUAAACACUUCAUUGCAAAUAAAGUAUUACCAUUUCUUUACAUAACAGUAACCCUAUUUAUCUAUUCUUACUAAGACUGCCCAACCUGAAAUAUCCAAGAAUUGCAGUUGACAUCUUUACAGCUGCCUUGCGUUAAUAGAUGUAAUCCGGAUUGCCUGAAUCAUCAGAGCUCUUUCCUAUCUGUCUUUUCAAAUGAUAUGAUUCCACCUGAGAAGAAAAUGUACUGCAGUCCAAAACUGUACACUAUUUAAUUUUUGUCUCAUGUUUCUUUAUUUCCUAAAAUUUUUGGUACACCUGAAUGCAUGUUUUAUCACCACCACCACCACUCCUGUAAUAAAUUUUCUUUUGCUUA
Messenger RNA from Podarcis raffonei (Aeolian wall lizard), 4981 nucleotides. Its product is annotated as arf-GAP with SH3 domain, ANK repeat and PH domain-containing protein 1-like. Lineage: Eukaryota; Metazoa; Chordata; Lepidosauria; Squamata; Lacertidae. The transcript has 29 exons. Gene Ontology annotation, biological process: positive regulation of GTPase activity. Bases 269 to 3244 code for a protein of 991 amino acids. The record is from RefSeq and is a predicted model, not a curated record. Gene Ontology annotation, molecular function: protein binding; GTPase activator activity. Gene Ontology annotation, cellular component: cytoplasm.